Messenger RNA from Cryptotermes secundus, 3605 nucleotides. RefSeq lists its product as uncharacterized. The transcript has 13 exons. Bases 111 to 2867 code for a protein of 918 amino acids. Lineage: Eukaryota; Metazoa; Arthropoda; Insecta; Blattodea; Kalotermitidae. The record is from RefSeq and is a predicted model, not a curated record.
GGGUUGUAUUUGUUAAGUUUGCGCGGUUCGAGUCGACUUGUGUUAGUAGCUUUAAAGUGUAUACAGUUUACAAUAUAUUAGAUUGUCCUUGUGGUUUAGAACAUGGGAGAAUGAAUUCUCAAAAUGAAUCAUUUGUCGACUUGAUAGAAAAAUUUUCGGAAUGGUCAAUACCGAACGUGGAGGAAAAUCUUGCGCACUCACUGUCUGUGCUUUUAAGAAUAUUGGAAUUUCCAGACCAAAAGGCAUUGUCACUUCAGGCUUUGCAAGCCCUUCUGAGCAAAUGUUUGCCUUGUAUACCUGUAAAUGAUGUGGAAGAAAAAUUAUUUCAGUAUGCCUUGCCUUCUACAAGACAGCUAUUUAACGAGACCUUAGAGGGGAUUUGCACCAGGUUGCAGGAUGCACAGACUCAGCAGUGUGACAAACUUCUGGACAGUGUGAAUAGCUUGCUUCAGGUCUGCACUGAACUGCUGACAUGCAUUGACAGUGCACUUCAUUAUGUACUGAGAAGUGGAAAGGUGGACGCAGCUUUAGUUCCCAGUCUUCCAAAAGUAGCUGUACACAUCCUGUAUGAAGCUUUCAAACAUUGCAAAGAGAGCGAGAAGAUGUAUGGGGCAUUGUUCCAACCUGUUGGUGAUGCUUUAACGUCACUGUUCCAGAAGAGUCGUGAGUUGCAGUUGCAUUUUCUGGAAGUUGUUUCAGAGAACCUGCAGUUCAGAUGCACUUAUGAGGCUGAACUAGAGCUGCUUACAGAAAUACUGGAUAUGUUAGGGGAAAUUGGCCAGUUGGUGAUGGAUUUGGAUGUGAAGACCAUGGCAGAACAGUGGAAGGGUUAUGCUCGCCUGGCCUUUCAGUAUGUUGACCAUUUGAAACCUCGCCUUGAUGUUGCGGGACCCCUCCGGUUCCUGGCUGCAGAUGUUUCACGUAGCCUAAAGAGUGUUAUAGAAGUGGACCAACCUGAUAUGAAGUUCAUAACACGGACUGUGAAAGUUGGAAACUUUGCUCUAAAAAUUAUUAUCAAAUUGUGUGACCAGUACAGUGGAUUUCUGGGCCCCUGUCAUGACGAACUGUUUAAGAUGCUGCUCACAGCUUACAGGUACUCUUCUCCGUAUCUGCGGAUGAAAAACGUACCUAAGGAUGUAAUACAGAACGUGGAGACACAUAUGACCAUAGGUGCAGAACCUCUGCUGGCACAUCUUGUUGCAGAAGUUGAAUUCACAGAGAAAGUCAUUGCUUAUGUUGAUAAAUUAGCAGAGGCAGAGAGUGAGCGACUUGCUUUCCUGCUGCUGUCGGUUUCCAUUCUCAAGAAACUUCUUCACUGCAGUCAGGCUGUAAGAAAACUGUGGCUGGGCUGCAAUUCAGAGCUUAACAUACUGUCUGUGCUCUUCAGAACUCUGGGCUAUUGCCACGCAGAAAUGAGUUGGGAUCUGCAGUUCCCUGGAGUGAGCCACAGUGAUGAGCCCCAGAGGAUGACGGACCUGUAUGAAUAUACAGUCACUCAUGUAGCAGCAUUUGUCAUGUCAACUUCAGCGCAGGAAUUCCUUUCAGUGGAGCACGUUCUGAUUGCAAGUGUUAUGCAGCCUGCCGUGUGGAGGGCACUUCUGUCCAUGGACGUCUGGUGCAUUGUGGCUCGGUCUGGAAGCUCAGAACUGUGCUUCCAGCAGUUGUGCCAUCUCAUCGAAGUCAUGAAACAUCUUGUCCAUCAUCACGGGCGCCCCGAGAAGACGUACGUGACAGUGCUUGCUGGCAGACUGUUCCCACUGCUUCCAAAUAAACACAAAGUGCAGAUAGUUGAAAUGUUCCCUCCAGAUACAGAUCUGUGUGUGUGGCAAGCUCUAAGCGUGAAAGCUUUGCCAGAAAAGCUCAAGGCAGCAGUGACUGAGAGUUUAGUGAGGGCCGCCAUCUUGCAUACAGAGAGGUUGCUUACACUUCCAGCUUCACCUGAGCUGUACAGUCAUAUGGUGGACAUCCUUGCUGCUGCUUCACAGUGUGUUGAAUUGCUUACUCCAAAUGAGAGAGACAUGUUGUCAGCCAUUACAGGUCAUGUGGUGACACUGUGGCAGCGCGUUGCCCUUAACGAACUUCUGACUGCUGAGGAGACGAGCGUUAAAGGGUUCCAGUGGAUUAAUCAUUUUGUAUCUGUUCUGUGCUCACUGUCUGCUCCUCUUACACUUCACAUGAGCAACUCACAAUUAAUUCAGGUUCUUGUAAGGCUGAAGGACAUCAUUGCCUGUGGAUCAUCAGCAGCGAAGCUCAAGGUUGUUACCAUUUUGAACAGACUUGCAGAUACAUUUGUGGACUCCACUCCGGAUCAGAUGCAAGUGUUCCAGCACAUAGCAGGAUUGUUUGCCUCUCUGCUGCUAGAUGAAAAUCAAAUAGUGCAACAGAUGACAUUAGAAACAUUCACAUAUUUUGCACAUGUAAAUUCUCAUGAAUGUAUUCUUGCACUGUCUGUCAAGAACAAUGAAAACCUCCAACGAAAAACCAGAACAUAUUUGCAGAAGUUGCCUGUGAAGGCAUCUAUUGAAAAUUUCCUGUCACUUGAAUCUUAUAUUAAAUGUCAGUCUGAAGUGAAGUUUUCUCACAGUUGCAAAACUUCUGUGACUGAACGUGAAUCUGUCGCUGACACCAAGCUGAUCCCAAAAUUGGAACUUCAUACAUCAGAAGAGAUUAAAAGUAUCGAUCAUCUGCCAAAGCGACAGAAGGUAGCUGUUACUGAGGACAGUGUGAUCAAAGCAAUUGAAAGGCUGAAGUAUGAUACAGGCAUGGUUGUCAGGUUCUGUGAGUCCAGCAGUCUGCCAGUGGAAGCAAAACAGGAAGUACUGAAAGUUGCUGUUCAGUUGAAUACACUUGUGUCAGCAUUGAAUUGAAUCAUCAGUUUGAAUGGUUUUUCAUAAAUUUUAUGUGUGUUUCUGUAAUUAUAUGUUGAAUGUGCACUCAUUUGUACUUAUGUCAGUUACUUCUGUCAUACUCAUCCAUUUAUGAUCCAGGCCAUGUGUGAGUAAACGGAAAAGGCAGACAAGCAGUCUGAUACAGUAGCAUGGAUCAUGCUGUAGGCUAGGUCUGGUUGGCCUGUAAUGGGAAAUGAAAAUUGUUACCGAAUUUUGUGUCUUUUAUGUAAGAGAUAUUAGAAGUUAUCAAUCAAAAUGAUCAACGGUACAGUGUUGUACUCCCAUAUCAGCUUCCUGUCACAGGCCCAAUAAAAACACCUGAAAAUAUGAUAUUUGCUGCAUACUUUGUUAUUACGAGUAUGUGAUGCAUCCAUAGCUGUUGAAGCGAUGUGCAAAUGUUGUGAUAAGAGUUUUUGCAUGUGAUUUGAAUCAUUCCCAAAAUUCUUUACUUGUAUAAGUAAACUUUUUUCUGAAUUUGAUUGUUCUGUCUUUACAGUUUUAUCCGAAAGUCGGAAAUUUCCCUUCUAUGUACAUAAAAAUGUUUUGCAAGAAUGACAUGUAUCAUUGUUAUCAAGUGCACUGAUAGGUUACCAGAGCAAUGAAUUGUCAAGUAAGAUGUUGCAUGAACUGAAGUCUAUGAGGUCAUGAAUGAGCAUGCAGUCUUGUUGCAGUAUAUCGUGUCUGUUCUGUGAGUGUGUGGAUAUGUGAAGUGUAGCA